UUAAUCGGCACGCGUUUUGGCUGCACACGACACGGCAACCAGAGAAGAUUUGAGACAAAGCACCACUCACUAAUGCUCUACACUAAGUACCCAGCUACCGCCGAACACAUACUGAUAUGCCCUCCGAAAACGGCUACAAAAACGGAAUGGAACGUAGGGAGGAAACAACCACAGAUGGUCAUCCCACGAUCACCGACCCAAAACAGCUUACGACGGUAUACAAGCGCAGCGGGGCGUUCGACAAACAGCGAAAACAGCUUCUCAAUGACUUUAAAGACUCAGAGACUUUCUCCCGGGUCUCCAGUGUGAUUCAGCAGCGGAUCCGGAAGAAAGUGGCCAAGGAUCCGUCCCUUCUUGCCAAGAACAAGGGUAAGAUUGCUGCGUUGAUUCAAGGCGAGAUCAUUAAUGACCCCGAGGUGAUUGAGUUGAUUGAAAAAGACAUCAGGCGACGCGUUUUUACAGCCAAAGAAUCGCAUAACGCGGUGUAUAAUGGGCUUGACGAUAUCCAGCGGACGCUUUUGGGGCUCCCGAACCGCUCCGAGGACUUUGGAAAAGAGACACACCACGAGGAACGGCUGAGUAAGACGGCGACUAGAGGGACCGAUAAGGUGGACAUAUCUUCGUUGUAUUAGUGAUCGCACAGAGAGGGGGCCUCCAGAAUAUCUGGAUGGGGCAAUAGAUAUACCCGGUAGAGACUUCAGCUUGAACCAAGAGUUAGUUCAAGGUGGUCUGGUUAGAUGGAUAUGCUUUCCAUAAACCUUUAGAGGUACUGGCCAACCUGAGAUGCUAAUUGGAAAGCGCCGAUGUUUUGGUAGCGAAAUAGUGCGUUUAGAUAGAAGUAUGAAAGUCCCAUCACCUUCCAUUUUGUUGUAGAAGCUGGAGGUGUUUUAUUACAAUAGUUUACUCCUUU
Molecule: messenger RNA, 910 nt
Organism: Babjeviella inositovora NRRL Y-12698
Lineage: Eukaryota; Fungi; Ascomycota; Pichiomycetes; Serinales
Exons: 1
Coding region: 117-632 (171 amino acids)
Source: RefSeq, a predicted model, not a curated record